Messenger RNA from Clupea harengus (Atlantic herring), 1413 nucleotides. Its product is annotated as fucolectin-1-like. The transcript is spliced from 7 exons. Lineage: Eukaryota; Metazoa; Chordata; Actinopteri; Clupeiformes; Clupeidae. The coding region runs from base 108 to 1070 and encodes 320 amino acids. The record is from RefSeq and is a predicted model, not a curated record.
ACGGGGUUUAAAUAGGUCUGAAAGCUUCUAAGCCAUAAGACACUUCAACACUUCAACACUUCUUCAGAGAAACACAAGUCUCCAACACCUAUUAAAAGAAGCAGACCAUGUCAAGAAUGGAGACACUUUUCCUGAUUAUCUUCCUUGGUGUGUCAGGAUUCACAGUUAUGGCGCUACCUCAAGCUAGAAAUUUAGCAUUGUAUGGAAGGGCCACCCAGUCAGACCUGGUUGAAAACCCCUCAUCAGGGUACAGUGAUGCCCACAAUGCCAUAGAUGGAAAUCGUGACCCAAAUUUUCAUCAUGGAUCUUGCACUGCUACUGAUGCACAGACUAAUCCCUGGUGGAGGGUUGAUCUACUGAGGCAGUACACUAUUACUUCAGUGGCCAUCACCAACAGAGGAGACUGCUGCGCUGACAACAUCAACGGAGCUGAGAUUCGUAUUGGCAGCUCCCUGCUGGACAAUGGCAAUCACAAUCCACUGGCAGAGGCUAUAUCCUCUAUCCCAGCUGGGAGAACCCUCAUCUUCAGCUGGGAUACAGGGAUGGAGGGCCGCUAUGUUAAUGUUUUUUUGCCUGGAAACGACAAGAUUUUGACACUUUGUGAGGUGGAGGUGUAUGGCUAUCCAGCACCAAAUGGUGAGAAUGUGGCUUUAAGAGGGAAAGCAACUCAGUCAGACCUUUAUGGAAAUGGAUUUGCAUACAAUGCCAUUGAUGGGAAUCGUGACGGAUCAUGGGGGCAUGGUUCCUGUACUCACACAAAAGCUCAUGUCAACCCUUGGUGGAGAGUGGAUUUGCUCCAGAAAUAUAAAGUCUUCUCUGUGAUAAUCACCAACACUGUGGAUAGUGUUCCCAGUAGACUGAAUGGAGCUGAAAUCAGAAUUGGAGAUUCUUUGGGCAACAAUGGCAUCAACAACCCCAGGUGUGCCGUAAUCUCCUCUAUUCCUGCUGGGUUUUCCAAGACCUUUGAGUGUUAUGGGAUGGAGGGACGCUAUAUUACCGUGGUGAUUCCUGGACGUGCAGAGUACCUGACGCUCUGUGAGGUGGAGGUAUAUGGAUCACCGCUGGACUAAAGCCCAGGGAAACAGCACAGGAGGAGACAAGCCAUCUGUACACCAAUAUUCCUGUAGCUGUUUAUUUUGGCCUCACAUUUUAUAUCUCUCUGUUUAUGAUAUUCCUCAGCAAUGUUUGGGUGUCUGAUUAACAAAGUGAAGGUUAUGCCUAUCUCUAUCUGUCUCUCUCUGUCUCUCGCUCUCCUACCUGUAGGUACAUAGUCAAAGUGUAAUGAUAAAUAAUAAUAUCCAUAAUAAUGAUAAAUAAUGAUUUCCAUUUCUCCAGGGAGUGCUGGAUAUUUCAUAAUGAAUUAUUGGGCUCUGUUGUGUGAUUAAAUCAAUCCAAUUAAAGAAUGAAAAUGCA